This is a messenger RNA of Penicillium olsonii, 2253 nucleotides long. NCBI's taxonomy places the organism in Eukaryota, Fungi, Ascomycota, Eurotiomycetes, Eurotiales, Aspergillaceae. The record is from the annotation of a GenBank genome assembly.
AUGCUAUAUGGUGAUAGAACGACCACUAAAAAGGCCACAGAUACUAAGGAGAAGCCCUUUCUGUGCCAAUGCGGGUCUUCGUUCUCUAGACGAGAUCUGCUCACGCGGCAUCGGAGGUUGACUGGGCAUGAGGAGGCCGAUCCACCUCCAGACGGGACAACCUCCGAGGCUGGCUCUGCAGGAUUUUCGCACAGACAUUGGCAGCAAAGUGGCGCCAGACAGGUGGACUCUGGUGCCGUUGUCUCUUUGUCCGGACUGAACGGCCCCUCUCCGACAAAUCAGCCGUGGGCGGAGGUUCCUGAUCAAACGGCGGUAGCCGGUGAAGAGGAACAUGAUGGCACCACGAAAGCGCAACAGUCCGAUUUUGACCUCUUUUCGCCAAUAAUAUAUGAUGGCAUCGACUUUGAUACACACUUCCGUGAGUUCACGAACUUCCUCGACGGAGUCGGUCUUCCCAACGAAUGGAGCCCGGUUGUCGACGAGUCUAGUAUGGAUGGGAAUCCAUUUCUUUUCAAGUUAGGAGACGCCACUGAAAACACUGAAGCCGCCUCGCCUGGACGAGAGGCCCAAACAAGAGCUGGUACGCCGUUCAGCUCAUGGUUGCCUUCUGCACCAGGCGGAACUAAAUCUUCGCACCAUGUUGCUGAGACAGACAACUUCCUCCUCCCUUCCCGCCAUGCCCUCACCCGCUACAUCGGUUCUUUCUUCGGAGGAUUCCAUUCCCACAUGCCUUUCAUCCACGUGCCUACAUGGCAAAUCCACGAACACUCGCCGGAAUUAGUUCUUGGAAUCGCUGCAAUUGGCGCACAUUAUUGCUUUGAGCGACGUGUGUCGGAGAGAUUGUUCUUUGCGGGAAAAGCAAUCCUCAUAGCCGGCCUUGAAAUCAAAACCGAAAUCUACGGGCUUUCCAAGGGUUUCGGUUCAGCGUGCCCUUACCCCACGAUGAAGAGCCAGGAUUCUUUCACUGGAGCUGAUCAAAGUUCGUUAAUUGAGAGUAUCAGGGCUUUGAUUACGCUAAUGGGGUUUGCCACAUGGGAACCCAAAGCGUCGAUGGUGCAAGAGGCCUUCGCCCUGCAAGAGAUCCUAACAUUUGUCAUCAGAGAGGCUGGGUUAGAAGAUGCAGACAACUUUACGUCGGCCACGUCCUCAGAUGAGCAAAGCGAUGCCAUCACUGCGAGACUGAAAUGGCGAUCGUGGGUCGAGCAAGAAUCCAGCCGGCGAACAAGGUUGAUCGCAUUCUCUUUUCUCCACACUCAUAGCAUCGCGUACAAUGUGUAUCCUACUCUGCGCAGCAAUGAGAUCGGCCUUCAACUGCCUUGUUCAACCAAAGAGUGGAAGGCCCCAAACGAGUUACUUUGGCACGCUGCGAGGAAGGAGAUACGAAAGCCUCAGCUUUAUUUCAAGGACGCUCUCUCCUUGCUUCUGAAGAAUCGCGAUGAGCUUACCCCGCUAGAUCCUAUUCCGACGCCGCUUGGGAACUAUGUUCUCCUCCAUGGCCUACUCCAGAGGAUCCAUAUUGUCCGAGAUUUAUGUUUACCAGUUGUGAACAAUACGGCAGCGCUCCCAAGAGAAGAGACUGAGAAACUUGGAAAUGGGCUCCGCUCCUGGACUUCCUGUUGGCAACAGGCUCCCGAGUCUACCCUUGACCCAAACAAUGAGAAUGGCCCCAUUCCAUUCACAUCCAGCGCCCUACUCGCCCUUGCAUACACACGUAUCUACAUGAACCUCGGGCCCUAUAGGGAGCUCGAGACGCGUGAUCCACAGCUCAUCGCCCACGCCAUCGCAUCGAGCCCUCCGAUCGAGCGCAGCGAUGGUGUCAUUGCGGCGCUACUCUACUCAGUUCAUAUGAUGAGUAUUCCUGUCAAGCUGGGAAUUGAUCGCGUUGCUAAGAGCCAGGCCUUUUUUUGGAGUGUGAGGCAUUCACUUUCCAGUCUAGAGUGUGGCGUGUUACUGAGCAAAUGGCUUUCUCGGGUUGCGGAAACAAUGGCUGUCAUUCCGCUGAGUGAUAGCGAGGAUAGAAUAAUGUAUUGGGUGAGAUGCAUUAUAGAAGAGGCCUACUCGGUGGUUGAUUUCUAUCCGACAGAGUUCAUCGAUUUCCGCAAUCCGUUGAACUUAUCUUUUGCAGUCUUGCAGCUCUGGGCUCAUUUCUUCAAAAGUAAUACCCAAUGGCCGUUGAUCAAUAUCCUCGGGCAGAGCUUGGAGAAGUAUCGUGAGAUACUGAUUCAAAACAGACGGACGCACACUGCAGUAUAA